AUGAAAGUGUCGCCAAUCCAUCAACUUUUACUACUCUCUUUUACAAUUUUAUCAAUAGUUUUUUCGGUCACGACCGCGUCAAAGGUGGAAUUCUCAUAUAUAGAUGAUAAGGGACCGCAAUUUUGGCAUCUUCUAGAAAACUCUUCUUUAUUAUGUCUGAAAGGCCGGCGUCAAUCUCCCAUAAACAUCGAUGUUCUUGAACCAAAAAUCAGAUCUAUCAGACCGUCUGAUGUUCGAGUUAAAAACAUUGAUGAGGCAGAAUUAGCACAUAUAGUGACUACGCUUGAGGUAGCACCUGGCAAGGAAGAAGAAGGUGAAGAAGGCAGAGGUGAAAAGUUUCUGCCUGCUCAAUUUGAAAUUGGUGGUGAAGCUUUUAAUCUACUCCAAUUCCAUUUUCAUACACCCUCGGAACAUCGUGUUAAUGGUGUACAUCACGAUGUUGAAAUGCAUAUGGUGUUCAAAGACCGGAAGGAAAGGAUAUCCGUUGUUGCGGUAUUUUUUGAUAUUGGCAGUAUAAAGGAUAAUGAAUUUUUGAAAUCUGUUCUUAUCAAGGAAAUUCCAAGGCCGAAUGGUUCGACAAAACUUUGUAAUAUACCUUUGAAAAAACUUUUUGAGGAUAUUAACUACAUUCAGAAUGCAUUUACAUAUCUUGGAAGUUUAACUACACCACCAUGUACUGAGGGUGUCAGAUGGUGGGUUAAUGAUAAACACGUCCAAUAUAUAAGCAGUGGUCAAUAUCGAAGAUUAAAAAAUACUAUAGGAAAUUUCUAUGUGGAAAUUUCUAAAAAGGCGUACCGAAAAUUAAGUGAUUCGCAAGAUAUAAAUGCAGGAAUUAUAGCAGGUUUGUAUGACAACGUACCCGCUACGGUUUCUAAAUCACGCGGAUGA
Cetraspora pellucida is the source of this 888-nucleotide messenger RNA. The record is from the annotation of a GenBank genome assembly. NCBI's taxonomy places the organism in Eukaryota, Fungi, Glomeromycota, Glomeromycetes, Diversisporales, Gigasporaceae.